UAAUAGACGACAGUGUUCACAUCAACCGCUAAAUGCUAGCGAGAUUAAAAUAGUAACAUUAAUAAUAUUUUAAUUUUUUUCAUUCCAACAACUAAAGCAAAAGUCUGUACUAAGUAUAUCAAUCGCUCCUUUGCUUCCAUUAUCUACCAAUUGAGUAGGAGUUGGAGUUGACUUUUGUCUACCACUCUCUCCUUCUCCUCUUCACUCAUAGAGUCAUUUAGAUUCAUCAGAUGGGUGUAAUUAAAGCAGUGAUUGGUGAUGGGGUGUUAACUUUCUUGUGGGUUUUAUGUUCUUCUACUAUUGGAUUCUCUACUUACUUCAUAUCUUCUUCUUUUGGUGUUGUCAAUGAAAUGGUUUCACUCUUCGUCACUACACUUAUUGUUUUCCUUAUUUUCUUGAUGUUUGGUUAUCUUGGUGAUGCAUUUGGUGGUGCUGGUUUCAAUCCAACUGGUAAUGCUGCCUUUUAUGCUGCUGGUCUUGGUCAUGAUUCUCUUCUCUCUGCUGCCCUUCGUUGUCCUGCUCAGGUAGCAGGUGCGAUUGCUGGUUCACUAGCAAUAAUGGAGCUUAUGCCUAAGCAGUAUCACCACAUGCUUGAUGGGCCGGCUUUGAAAGUGGACGUACAAGCCGGAGCUAUCGCAGAGGGUGUCUUGACCUUCAUAAUCACAUUAAUGGUUUUUGUCGUUAUCCUUAGGGGUCCGAAAAGUGCACUUCUCAAGAAUUUGUUGCUCACUAUGGUAACUGUUCCAUUGGUAGUUGUAGGUUCAAAGUACACUGGACCUUCUAUGAAUCCAGCCAAUGCAUAUGGCUGGGCUUACCUAAGCAGCACACAUAACACAUGGGAACACUUUUAUGUUUAUUGGGUCAGUCCCUUCAUAGGAGCAAUUUUGGCUGCAUGGAUUUUUCGUGCUCUAUUUCCACCUCCAGUAGAGCAGAAGCCUCAGAAGCAAAAACGGAACUGAAUAAAGAUUAUUCUGCUUCCAUUUAUUCUCUAGCUCCUAUAUUGUUGUUGUAGCUUUGUCCACCAAGGAUGGCUUAAAACUGCUUUUACACAGCAUUCUUAAGUGGAAGAGGUUAUGUAGUUUAUCAUUUUGUUCAAAUUGUAAUAGAUAUUUUGCCCUUUUCUGGGACGGUUUAAACGAUAUUAUUCAGCUAUUAGUGCAACAUUUUUGUUGUCCAAA
Lycium barbarum (goji berry) is the source of this 1178-nucleotide messenger RNA. RefSeq names its product aquaporin SIP1-2-like. Gene Ontology annotation, cellular component: membrane. The transcript has 3 exons. Gene Ontology annotation, biological process: transmembrane transport. The coding region runs from base 231 to 959 and encodes 242 amino acids. Gene Ontology annotation, molecular function: water channel activity. The record is from RefSeq and is a predicted model, not a curated record. NCBI's taxonomy places the organism in Eukaryota, Viridiplantae, Streptophyta, Magnoliopsida, Solanales, Solanaceae.